Messenger RNA from Osmia lignaria (orchard mason bee), 2129 nucleotides. Its product is annotated as apoptosis-inducing factor 3. Gene Ontology annotation, molecular function: oxidoreductase activity, acting on NAD(P)H; 2 iron, 2 sulfur cluster binding. Gene Ontology annotation, cellular component: cytoplasm. NCBI's taxonomy places the organism in Eukaryota, Metazoa, Arthropoda, Insecta, Hymenoptera, Megachilidae. The record is from RefSeq and is a predicted model, not a curated record.
UUCAUAUGUAGCAAUAUCAGAGCGAUUAUUGAAAAAGUUUCAGAAUGAGGUCCUUUUAGUAAUAAUAAUAUUGAUAAUGAUUAUGAUAAUGAAUAGUUAUUAAAAUGUCAAGUAACAAAAUGAGUACCCGUAAUAAUUAAAUAAACAAGAUGUAUUUAUACGUUGUAAGACAAUUUACUCGUCAUACUUAUAAUACAAUUAUUAAUAUUCAUUUAAAGAUAUACGGCGAGAGAAUGUCACAAUUAAAAUCUGAAAAGAAGAUUCAUACUUGCAGUGAGUGUAACAAACAAAAGGAAGAUAUUAGACGAAAAUAUAAUAGUUCCAAAUGUUGUUGUAGUUGUAAACCAGCAAAAUAUGAUUACAUCGAAGAUGUGGUAUGCAAGGAAACGGAUAUCAAAGAAAAUGAAAUGAAAUUAGUACCGCUUGGAGAAAGUGGAGGAAAGGUAUUAUUAAUUAAACAAAAAGGAGAGCUACAUGCUAUUGGUACAAAAUGUACCCAUUAUGGAGCUUUGCUUCACACAGGAGCAUUAGGAGAUGGAAAAAUAAGAUGUCCAUGGCAUGGUGCCUGUUUUAAUAUUAAAACAGGAGAUAUAGAAGACUAUCCAGGAUUGGAUUCUUUGCCUUGUUAUCAGGUGAAUGUAGAUGAUAGUGGACUUGUACGUGUAAAAGCAAGACGUAAAGACUUGGAACUCAAUAGACGUGUAAAAAAGAUGUGUGAACAAGAUUCUAAUAAUCAAACUACCGUUGUAAUAGUCGGAGGUGGACCCGCAGCGGCAACUUGUGCCGAAAGCUUACGCCAAGAAGAUUUUACAGGAAAUAUUAUUAUGAUUUGUAAAGAAAAUGCAGUUCCUUAUGACAGAGUGAAGGUAUCCAAAGUUUUGGAUUUUGAUGUUGAAAAAGCAGCUUUAAGACCACGAUCAUUUUAUAAUGAUCACAACAUUCAAGUAAAACUGGGCAUAGAGGCCACAGGGCUAAACACAAAUGAAAACAUUGUUCAUUUGAGUAAUAAUGAAAAAUUAACAUAUAAUUAUUUAUUUGUUUGUACUGGAAGUAAGCCCAGGUUACCUGAUACACCUGGUAUUAAUUUAUCCAACAUCUAUGUGUUGAGAAAUUUCACGGAUUCUCAGGCUGUACAUUCCAAGCUGUUACCUGAUAAACAUGUUGUGAUACUUGGAUUAGGCUUCAUUGGUAUGGAAGCUGCUGCUUACUCUAUAGAUAAAUGUGCGUCAGUUACCAUUGUAGGAAGAAGCACAAUACCUUUAGAACCAAUUUUUGGAUCAGAGAUUGGCAACAGAAUCAAACAAGAAUUUGAGAAUAAAGGUGUUAAAUUUAUAUUUAAUAGCAACAUCGAACGAUUUGUUGCGAAAGAGAAAGCAGCAGAUACUGUAGGUACAGCGAUACUUACCGAUGGCACUGCCCUUCCUGCCGAUGUAGUCAUCAUUGGAAUUGGUUCUACAUUUUAUACAGAUUGGAUAAAAGAAUCCCCUGUUGAAAUGUUACAAGAUGGAAGCAUAAAAGUAGAUAAGUACUUAAAAACAAACGUGGAAAACAUAUACGCUGGUGGUGACAUAGCGAAUGCACCAUUAUUUGGUUCGGAUGAUUAUUUAGCAGCAAUAGGUCAUUAUUCAUUGGCACAUUAUCAUGGAAAAAUAGCAGCAUUAAAUAUAUGUGGUAAAAAUACAGCAUUAAAUGCCAUACCAUUUUUCUGGACAACGCUUUUCGGGCGAAGUUAUAGAUACGCAGGAUAUGGAAAGCCAGAUAAAAUCAAAAUUUAUGGUUCUCUGGAGAAUUUGGAAUUUUUUGCAUAUUACAUUAAGGAUAAUAAGAUUAUCGCAAUGAGUAGUACUGGAGCAGAUCCUAUUGUAGCAUAUUAUGCAAAUUUGCUUCAUGAAGGAAAGUCGUUGACGGAAGGUGAAAUUAUGAAAAAUCCACUUAGUUGGAUCAAAAACAAACCAAAAGAUCUGUUAAAUCGUUUUCAAAUUGAAUCUACAACAAGUCUACAAGUUGAAAGUGUUUAAGGAAACAAAGCAUUUAUCAGUCUCGGCUUUAUUAUUUUGAUAUUACAAUUAUAUUUUUAUUAUAUUUUCAUAUAACUUCACAUGUGCAAUAAAUAAAAAAAAUGUCUGCUA